AGUCAGAGACGCCAUAAAAAAGAUGAAAACUUUAAUUCCAAUUUCAAAACCCUUUCAACCAAAUUAAUAUUUCCCAAAAAAGAAAAAAAAAAAAGAAGAAAAAAUUUAAAAAUCCCUCAUUUUAUCUUUUUCUCGAGAAAAUUCGUAGAUUUCUCGAGAAAAUUUUGGGGUGCCAAAAAAGAAAAUCGAUUUGUAUGAUGAGAAUGAAGUCAUGGUUCGUGCUGCUGGUAACAAUUUCGUUACUUUGGAUUCAAACAACCGGCGCGAAAGGAUCUUCGAGCCAGCCUUCGAAGGAGGCUUACGUCACGCUCCUGUACGGAGAUGAAUUCCUCUUGGGCGUUCGAGUCCUCGGGAAAUCGAUACGUGAUACUGGAUCCAAGAAGGACAUGGUGGCUUUGAUCUCUGAUGGUGUCUCUGAUUAUGCCAAGAAGCUUCUCGAGGCUGAUGGAUGGAUUGUGGAGAAGAUUACUUUAUUGGCAAAUCCGAAUAAAGUACGGCCCAAGAGAUUUUGGGGUGUCUAUACAAAAUUGAAAAUUUUUAACAUGACUAACUACACGAAAGUUGUAUAUCUUGAUGCGGAUACUAUUGUAGUCCAAAGUAUCGAGGAUCUUUUCAAAUGUGGAAAAUUCUGUGCUAACUUGAAGCAUUCUGAGAGGCUAAACUCUGGAGUCAUGGUAGUGGAACCGUCUCGAACUGUUUUCAAUGACAUGAUGAGUAAAGUGAAAACUUUGUCAUCUUACACUGGAGGAGAUCAGGGUUUUCUGAAUUCAUAUUUCCCUAAAUUUGCCAACGCACAUGUUUUUGAACCAAAUUUGCCUCCAGAGGAGUUGAAGUCCAGACCUGUUCCUGAAAUGGAGCGGCUUUCCACUCUAUAUAAUGCAGAUGUUGGUCUCUAUAUGCUUGCAAACAAGUGGAUGGUAGAUGAACGGGAACUCCGUGUUAUUCACUAUACACUUGGUCCUCUAAAACCGUGGGACUGGUGGACAUCUUGGCUUUUGAAACCUGUUGAUGUCUGGCAGAAUGUUAGGGAACAACUUCAGGAAUCCCUUCCUGGAACUGGGGGAGGAAGAAAUCCUAAUGAUGAGCUCCUUGUCAAAUUUCUCUUUCUACUACCAUUUUGUGCCCUUAUCAUUUGUUACUAUCGGUCAUGUCUUCAGGCACGGUAUGGUUCAUUAUUUGACCAUAUUAGACACCUUUGUUACAAAAUUAGGUCUACUGGUGCAAUAAAUUAUACUGCUGUUUCUCCACCAUCCACUAAUUUAAACCAUCAGCCUAAGCUGCCUGCUUAUUUAGGUGGAGUUUCUGUAAUCAUCUGUUUUGUGGCUGCUGCUGUGGCCCUUUUGCUUUCUCUUUCAAUCGUGCCACGUCAAGUGAUGCCAUGGACUGGUUUGCUCUUGAUGUAUGAGUGGACAUUCACAAUCUUCUUUCUAUUAUUUGGAGGUUAUCUACAUUUAAUAUAUCAAUGGGGGAAGACAAAAGCUGGGCAUGGAGGUUCUGUUUCCCCUCAUUCUGAAUUUUUUGGUUAUGUUUCUGGAAAAGGUCGUCAAGCUUUAUCUUGUGAUCUUGCUACAUGGUAUUAUGGGCUAGGGAUGGCAUUUUUGGCUGUUGCUACCCCAUCUUUGCCUUGUUUGUUUGGGAUUACUGCUCUAUUUAUGAGGUUAGGUUUGAUGGUUGUGGGAGGCCUAAUUUUGGCAUCGUUCAUGACAUAUGCUUCAGAGCAUCUUGCUAUCAGAUCAUUCUUGAGAGGUGUUGAAGAUCGAGACAACUAUGCGAAGUAGGAGCAUCGUUUCAUAUGUUGAUUGAUGACUUUAAAACUCUGAUGAUGUAAACUGUAAUCAGUGUUUGUGUCUCAUAAAUUUACUCUGUUUAGCGUGUAACUCCAAUGAUUGAUUUGUAAAAUAGUCCCAGGAAGUUUUGUCAAUAUAGAAUUGUCUUCACUCCUUGAAAUUUUGUUGUAGUAUUCUUUAUGAAUAUCUUGAUCAGUAUCUCCAUUUUGCUAUACAAUUGCUGGUCAUUGAUUUA
Messenger RNA from Ziziphus jujuba (common jujube), 2022 nucleotides. RefSeq names its product inositol phosphorylceramide glucuronosyltransferase 1. Gene Ontology annotation, molecular function: glycosyltransferase activity. The coding region runs from base 195 to 1778 and encodes 527 amino acids. NCBI's taxonomy places the organism in Eukaryota, Viridiplantae, Streptophyta, Magnoliopsida, Rosales, Rhamnaceae. The transcript is spliced from 10 exons. The record is from RefSeq and is a predicted model, not a curated record.